AGAACAAAAUAAACUUUAGGAAGCCCUAAUUAUAUUUAUUAGUCGGCUUAUAUGCAAAUUCUUUUGUAAGAGUCGGCUUAUAUACUUCGUAUAAAAUAUGAAGUUCAACUAGCCGUCUUUGAUUCAAUAACACAGAACAUUCACAUCUCUUCUAAAUUCUUAAUCGUUUUCUUAAUCGUUUAUUUUUCAUCAUCUCUUCUAAAGGAACCAUGUCUCCUCCCUUGGUUGGUCCACCAGAGAUUCGUGAUCCCAACUCUCUCCUCCCAUAUCCGACCACAGCUUCUGGUCCAAGCGACCCAUUCAUUGACGCAAUGGUCUCAAACUUCAACAAGUCAUCCAGAGGCAACUUAGUUGUUCCACCUCCGAUGGGCUACACCGAGAACAGAUCAGCCACGUACCUGUCCUCAGGGAACCCCUGCCUCGACUUCUUCUUCCACGUUGUUCCCAGCACGCGCAAGGAAUCUAUAGAGCAGCGGCUUAACGUGGCUUGGGACCACGACUCAUUGACCACUCUCAAGCUUAUAUGUAACCUUCGUGGAGUCCGUGGCACCGGAAAAUCCGACAAGGAAGGGUUUUACACGGCGGCGUUGUGGCUUCAUGGUCGUCAUCCCAAAACCCUAGCUUGUAACCUGGAGCCACUCUCUAAAUUUGGCUACUUCAAAGAUUUUCCCGAGCUUCUUUACCGGAUUCUACAAGGAGCUGAAAUCCGUAAGAUCCAGAAAUCUGAAAGGUACCAGAGGAAAGACGAAGCAUCUCGAGCUCGUUUCGAAUUCCAAACGUCUUAUGGUGGUCGUUCUUGUGGAAAGGGUCGUCGGGGCAAAAGGAAGCCAGCUGCGACGAGAGAGCUAAGGGUAGCGAACGCAGAGAGGAAGAACCUAGAGGAGAAAGUUAGAGCGAGUUUGGAGCGGAAGAAGAAGAAGGCUUCAAUGGGGAAGGACGCUUUUACAAGAUAUUCUCACGAUCCCGACUAUAGGUUUCUCCACGAACGCGUCUCCGAGCUAUUUGCGGAUCACCUGAAGAGAGAUGUAGAGUUCUUGACAUCCGGAGAGACCAACAAAAUCUCUCUAGCGGCUAAGUGGUGUCCGUCGCUUGACUCUGCUUUUGACAAAGCAACUCUUCUCUGCGAGAGCAUUGCUAGGAAGAUCUUUCCUCGUGAGUCAUUCCCUGAAUACGAAGGCGUUGAAGAGGCUCACUACGCUUACAGAGUUCGUGAUCGGCUAAGGAAACAAGUCCUUGUUCCUCUCCGGAAAACUCUACAGCUCCCUGAGUUAUACAUGGGAGCGAGUGACUGGGGAUCUCUUCCGUACAACCGUGUAGCGUCAGUGGCGAUGAAGACUUACAAGGAGAUAUUCUUGAAACACGACGCAGAGAGGUUCCAGCAGUAUCUUGACGAUGCGAAGACGGGGAAAACUAAGUUGGCCGCCGGUGCUCUGCUGCCUCACGAGAUAAUCAGAAGUUUAAAAGACGGAGACGGUGGACAAGUGGCGGAGCUGCAAUGGAAAAGAAUGGUGGAUGAUCUUAAAAAGAAAGGCACUUUGAAGAAUUGCAUCGCUAUCUCUGACGUUUCGGGGUCUAUGGAAGGUGAUCCAAUGGAGGUUGCCGUCGCGCUUGGUUUGCUCGUCUCUGAGCUGUCUGAAGAGCCAUGGAGAGGGAAGCUAAUAACCUUCAGCGAAAACCCGCAACUGCAAUUGGUGAAAGGAGACAACCUGUACUCGAAAACAGAGUUCGUGAGGAGAAUGGAGUGGGGAGCUAACACUGAUUUUCAGAAAGUGUUUGAUUUGAUUCUAACAGUGGCUGUAAAAGGGAAGCUCAAGGCUGAGGAUAUGAUCAAGAGGGUGUUUGUGUUCAGUGAUAUGGAGUUUGAUCAAGCCUUGCCGAGGCAGCCGCCGACUUGGGAUAGGUGGAAUAUGCCGUCUCAUCCUCCGAGCAAUGGGUGGGAAACAGAUUAUGAGGUGAUUGUGAGGAAGUACAGAGAGAAAGGAUACGGUGAAGCAGUGCCGGAGAUAGUGUUUUGGAACUUGAGGGAUUCGAUGUCAACGCCGGUGCCGGGGAACAGGAAAGGAGUGGCUUUGGUGAGUGGGUUUUCGAAGAACUUGAUGAAAGUGUUUUUGGAAAAUGACGGAGAGAUCGAUCCCAUGAUGAUGAUGGAGGCUGCUAUAUCUAGAGAUGAGUACAAGACACUUGUUGUAAUUGAUUGAUGGAAUAUUCUUCUGUCUUUGGCUUCUGUUUUACCUUUUAACUAGGUUCGGACCCGCCCUACAGCGCGGGGGAAAUAA
Capsella rubella is the source of this 2276-nucleotide messenger RNA. RefSeq lists its product as uncharacterized. The record is from RefSeq and is a predicted model, not a curated record. Bases 210 to 2198 code for a protein of 662 amino acids. Lineage: Eukaryota; Viridiplantae; Streptophyta; Magnoliopsida; Brassicales; Brassicaceae. The transcript has a single exon.